Molecule: messenger RNA, 1329 nt
Organism: Rattus norvegicus (Norway rat)
Lineage: Eukaryota; Metazoa; Chordata; Mammalia; Rodentia; Muridae
Source: RefSeq, a predicted model, not a curated record
CAUAGAGGAGCAGCCAUGGCCUCUUGGCAGCAUCAAGGGAGCCUCCCGGAUCUCAAUACCUGCCUUCCCAGAACCCUGUUCCUCCUGGCCCUCUUGGGCGGGGUGUCGGGCCUCAGGGAAUGCUUGAUACUGCAGUCGGUUAAGGGAAGCACGGUCUCCUGCCACGGUCCCACUGAGUUCCCGAGCUCCCUCCCGGCCGACACUGUCCAUCUGUCGGUGGAAUUCUCCAGCCUGACUCAGCUGCCCGCCGCCGCCCUGCAAGGGUGUCCCGGUCUGCAGGAACUGCACCUCUCCAGCAACCGCCUGCAGGAACUGUCCCCCGGGCUGCUGGCGCCCGUGCCCCGGCUGCGCGUCCUGGAUCUGACUCGCAAUGCUCUCCGCAGCCUGCCCCCCGGUUUGUUCCGCAGCUCGGCCGCCCUGAACACCCUGGUCCUGAGGGAGAACCAGCUGCAGGAGGCGAGCGCGCGCUGGCUGCAGGGCCUGGACGCCCUGGGCUACUUGGACCUGGCGGAGAACCGGCUGCGCUCGCUGCCCGCUAGGCUCCUUGCCAACCUAGGCGCCCUGCACACCCUCGACCUUGGGCACAACCUGCUUGAGUCGCUGCCCGAGGGAUUCCUGAGGGGCCCCAGGCGGCUACAGCGCCUGCACCUGGAAGGGAACCGGCUGCAAAGGCUGGAGGCUGGCUUACUUGCGCCCCAGCCGUUCCUGGGCGUCCUGUUCCUGAAUGACAACCAGCUAACCGCAGUGGCGGCCGACUCCUUUCGGGGCCUAAAGCAGCUGGAUAUGUUGGAUCUGUCCAAUAACUCUCUGUCCAGCACUCCCCCGGGUCUGUGGGCGUUCCUGGGGAGACCGACCCGCGAUAUGCAGGAUGGUUUCGAUGUCUCCCACAACCCCUGGGUCUGUGACAAGGACCUCGUGGACCUGUGCCGCUGGCUGGCCGCCAACCGACAUAAGAUGUUCUCGCAGAACGACACACUCUGUGCGGGGCCCGAGGCCGUGAGGGGACAGCGACUGCUGGACGUGGCAGAGCUGGGGACCUUGUGAGGAUGGCAACUGGGGUGCGAGCCAAGGGUACCCCGCUUGCCACUGAAGCAAUUUGGUCCCAUGUCAGAAUGCAGAUUCCCAGCAUCUGCCAUUCCCCAUUCCCUCAGCCAGGAAUGCUAUUCCCUGACUCUCCCUCAGGCUCCUCUCCAUUUGCCCCAACUCUUCCACCUCUCACUGUUCCUGUGCUGGCCCCCAGGCUACCAUGUGUUUAUCUAGCUUUGCCUCAUAUGUUUCAGGGUCACCAAAGCAGUUAAUAAAACAGCUCCCGGCUGGCUGAGCCGCUCA